CGAACGCGUGUGAACGGUACGCGUCGCUCCAAGUUCUCAGUACGGCUUAGACUUCAGCCGGACGGGGUCUGGUCUAUCUUGUUCUUGGCGUGCGACAACAAAGCCGACAAUCGCACCACGCCGGACUACCGAUAAGGAAACGAAUUGCAGCUCUAACGGAACCAACGGAACUCAGUAAGCCUCGUUGCAGCAACAGGAACAAGAUCGCGAGCCCCAGCGAUCCACGAUUAACGAAAUAGUUGUUUUCCAUGCGGGGCGAUACUGUUGCUCGACAGAGGGAACGAACGAUAUUUUUGCAACGAGAGUCGAAGAUAAAUAUUUCACGCGAUUAUUCCGACGCGUCCAAUACGCGCAGCGCGGGUGAAAUCAAUUGGAUAUUCGAAACACAGGGAAUAGAGUUUCCGUUCGAACGGGAAUAUUAUAGAUUUUUAACGAGCCCGUUCUAGUCGUUCUGUUUCUGAAAGACUGCGCGCGGCGUGCGAUCACACGUGGCAAAGGUGUUACAACGAAAUUCUUCAAAAUGCAUUCCACGCGAGCGAAAAUUGCGCUGGUCAGGCACAGAAAUGUGCUGCAAGUGUACAAAAUCGCGUCGAGGUUCUUCGGCACCGAUGUCCAGUACAAACCGAUCAGAAGCGUGCUCGUCGCGAAUCGAGGUGAAAUCGCGAUUCGAGUGUUUCGAGCAUGUAACGAACUUGGGAUUCGAUCGGUGGCGAUCUAUUCGGAGCAAGACAAAAUGCAGAUGCACAGACAGAAGGCCGACGAGGGUUACGUGGUCGGGAAAGGACUUCCACCUGUUCAGGCCUAUUUGAAUAUUCCAGAAAUCAUAAAAGUCGCCAAAGAAAACGACGUCGACGCCAUUCAUCCGGGUUACGGUUUCCUGUCUGAGCGAUCAGAUUUCGCGCAAGCGGUAAUCGAUGCUGGAAUUAGGUUCAUCGGUCCUAGUCCGAAAGUUGUACAACAAAUGGGAGACAAGGUAGCCGCAAGACAAGCCGCGAUAGGAGCUGGAGUUCCAAUUGUUCCGGGAACAGAUGGACCAGUGACCUCGUCCGACGAAGCUGUGGAGUUUUGCAUUAAACACGGACUGCCAGUCAUUUUCAAAGCCGCCUACGGAGGAGGAGGAAGAGGUAUGAGAGUCGUCAAGCAAAUGGAAGAAGUGAAAGAAAUGUUCGAGCGUGCCAUGUCGGAGGCAGCAGCGGCUUUCGGAAACGGAGCCAUGUUCAUUGAGAAAUUCAUUGAGAGACCGAGGCAUAUAGAAGUUCAGUUAUUGGGCGACAAAGCUGGCAAUGUCGUUCAUCUUUACGAACGUGAUUGUUCCGUGCAACGUCGCCAUCAAAAGGUCGUUGAGAUCGCCCCUGCGCCAAAGUUGGAUCCCACAACUAGGAAUAGGAUGACUGACUAUGCGGUAAAAUUGGCGAAGUACGUCAAUUAUUCGAACGCUGGGACCGUAGAAUUUUUGGCCGACGAGUCCGGAAACUUCUACUUCAUUGAGGUCAAUGCUAGACUUCAAGUAGAACACACAGUGACUGAAGAAAUUACCGGAAUCGACUUGGUGCAAUCUCAGAUCCGAGUUGCUGAAGGUAUGACCUUGCCCGAGCUUGGCAUGACGCAGGAGAAGAUAGUUCCUCAAGGAUUCGCCAUACAGUGCCGUGUGACCACGGAGGAUCCCGCGAAAAACUUCCAACCGGACACCGGAAGGAUCGAAGUGUUCCGUUCCGGCGAGGGUAUGGGUAUUCGAUUGGACAGCGCAUCCGCCUUCGCUGGAGCCAUUAUUUCACCCUACUAUGAUUCUCUUCUCGUGAAGGUGAUAGCACACGCUGGCGAUCUGCAAUCGUCCUGCGCGAAAAUGAAUCGUGCCCUGCGCGAGUUUCGUGUUCGAGGGGUGAAAACGAAUAUUCCAUUCUUGCUGAACGUGUUGGAGAACCAGAAGUUCCUCAACGGGAACGUCGACACGUAUUUCAUCGACGAGAACCCGCAGCUCUUUCAGUUCCAGCAGAGUCAGAAUCGUGCGCAGAAAUUGCUGAACUACCUGGGUACCGUUCUCGUAAACGGCCCCAGCACGCCAUUGGCGACGAACCUCAAACCGGCCGAGAUCAAGCCACACAUUCCCCAGAUCGCCAGAGACUUUGCUAAGCUUGCAGCUGCAGGAGAGAACAGUGACGCGGACUUGCCAGACAUUUUGGAACCACCGAAAGGGUUUCGUCACAUCUACAAGGAACAGGGGCCGGAAGCGUUCGCCAAGGCCAUUAGGCAGCACAAAGGAUUGCUCCUGAUGGACACCACCUUCCGUGACGCCCAUCAGUCACUUUUGGCGACUCGCGUGAGAUCGUACGAUCUUCUGACGAUCUCGCCCUUCGUCGCCCAGAAGUUCAACAGUCUUUACUCUUUGGAGAACUGGGGCGGAGCUACCUUCGACGUAGCCCUGAGAUUCCUGCACGAGUGCCCGUGGGAACGAUUGGAGGAGAUGAGAAAAGCCAUACCCAAUAUCCCGUUCCAGAUGCUCCUCAGAGGCGCGAACGCUGUAGGGUACACCAACUAUCCGGACAACGUUGUGUUCAAAUUCUGCGAGCUGGCUGUGCAGACGGGGAUGGACGUCUUCAGAGUGUUCGACUCGUUGAAUUAUCUGCCCAAUUUGAUCCUUGGAAUGGAUGCAGUUGGUAAGGCUGGUGGUAUAAUCGAGGCCGCUAUUUCGUACACGGGGGACGUGAGUGACCCAAACAAGACUAAAUACAACCUGAAGUAUUACACGGACUUGGCGGACGAGCUGGUGAAGGCCGGAACCCACGUUCUGUCGAUCAAAGAUAUGGCGGGUCUUUUGAAGCCCAAAGCCGCCAGGUUGCUCAUCGACGCGAUCAGGCAGAAGCAUCCUGAUGUACCACUGCACAUUCACACCCACGACACCGCUGGCGCUGGCGUGACGUCCAUGUUAGCUUGCGCUGAGAGCGGAGCAGACGUUGUUGACGUAGCCGUUGACAGUAUGUCUGGAAUGACCAGUCAACCUUCCAUGGGUGCUGUGGUUGCGUCUCUUAUCGGAACGCCACUCGACACGAAGUUUGAUCUCAGCGAUGUUUCUGAAUACUCCGCGUAUUGGGAGCAGACCAGAACUCUGUACGCGCCCUUCGAGUGCACCACAACGAUGAAAUCCGGAAACGCGGACGUCUAUUUGAACGAAAUCCCCGGAGGCCAGUACACGAACUUGCAAUUCCAGGCCUAUUCCCUCGGUUUGGGAGAAUUCUUCGAGGACGUUAAGAAAGCGUACAGAGAGGCCAAUUUGUUGCUCGGGGACAUCAUUAAAGUGACACCAAGCUCGAAGGUUGUCGGAGAUUUUGCCCAGUUUAUGGUUCAGAAUAAACUGACAGCCGAGGAUGUUUUAAACAAGGCUGAGGAAUUGUCUUUCCCGAAAUCGGUCGUCGAGUUCCUGCAGGGCGCCAUCGGUGAACCUUAUGGAGGAUUCCCUGAACCCCUUAGAUCGAAGGUGCUGAAAGACAUGCCAAGAAUAAAGGGAAGGCCAGGCGCGACUCUGGCCCCGCUGGAUUUCGGCGCUUUGAAAACAAAAUUACAAGAAUCCUACCCUCAUAUCACGAACAAAGACGUGAUGUCGGCGGCUCUCUACCCGGAAGUGACGAACGAUUACUUGACCUUCAAAGAUGAGUUCGGACCGGUGGACAAGCUGGAGACCAGGUUCUUCUUGACGGGGCCAAAGGUCGGCGAGGAGUUCGACGUGACCAUCGCGAAGGGAAAAACCUUGGCUUUCAAGACGCUGGCUGUCGCUGAAGACUUGACGCCACAGGGAGAACGCGAGGUCUUCUUCGAGAUGAACGGACAGCUCAGAUCUGUGUUCAUCAGGGACAAGGAAGCUGUCAAGGAGCUCCACGUUCACCCGAAGGCUGCCAAGGGUGACAAGAACCAAGUUGGAGCACCGAUGCCCGGUACUGUGAUCGACAUAAGAGUGAAAGUAGGCGACAGCGUCGAAAAAGGGGCGCCUUUGGUGGUUUUGUCGGCGAUGAAAAUGGAAAUGGUGGUGCAGGCGCCGAAAGCAGGAAAGGUCAAGUCGUUGGAGGUCACUCAGGGUAUGAGAUUAGAGGGUGAAGAUCUAAUUUUAACCUUCGAAUAAAUCUUCCAACCCCACCAGGCUGGAAAGCCCUUCGACGUCGUCGUUUUGCACAUUCUCGAAGCAAGAGUACGUUUUGUUUAAUCGAUCAUAGCUGUACGCCAUCGCUGCCUGUACAAAAAACAAUCCUACUGUACAAUUGUACAUACGCUCUAGCUUUAAACCGAGGCUCGAAUUUACGUCGAACCCUUUUUUUAUAUAUAUUUCUAAGCAAUCCUUCCUCGGAGAACGUUUGUUUAAAAAAUUCAUUUUAAUACGAUUUCUUGGUCUUCGAUAGCGAGAGAUAUUCGAGAAUGAUUUUUAGAGUUUCACGAACACUGAAAGUUUACUACAGAGAAGCUGCUUGAUUAAACAAAGGCUCUUGCACUGAAACGAAGACAGACAUUGAUUGAUGAAACGAGAGCAACGAACGUCCCCGUUGUAAACUUCAUCGCGUUGCUCGUAGGUUGGUAAAACAAUUAUUUCGUCGUGUAAUAUAUUUUUUAUUCCGUUCGUAUUUGUCAGUCAUUCGCCGAGGUCAUUCUUCUUUCGCGCCGUUUCAUUCACUUUAGUCUUUAGCGUAGGGUCGCGAUCGUUGUACAUUAAUUUUUAACUAGAACUUAAACGCGAUCACACGAAACUGUGUUCACAUUCGACGACGAAAAGCGAACCGCGACGGCAUAAAUUUUGGCCAGCCAGCAAGUUCAACAACGAUGAACAUUAUUGCAAUCGUGCCAAAAUUUCUGCCAGCGCAUUCUAGCCAAACUAUGGUCCGUGGAAUAACUUUCUGCCUCAUCGAAUGAUCUUCGAAAAUUUUACAAACACGUUCCAAACUGUCAGCAUACAGAAAGUCGCUAAAAUUUUGGACGAAUUAUACAAAUUCACCGAUUCCCGUUUUUAACACGCGAUCGGUUUUUGGUGAUUUAAGUUGAAAAAUCAAAACGUCCGAAGUGGCUGAAAGAGAUGUUAAAUAUUUGUUUGAAAUCUACGAAGAACGUCGACGAGUGUCGAUUGUUGUACAAUAGUUUUACAUGAAAGUGAUUAAAUGAACAAAGAAAUCGUGAUUCUCAAGUUUCCAAAAUUCAACGCUCUCAGCGUUUAUUUAUAGAACACGUCUGACAUGAUUAAUUUAAAGAUGUCACAUCCAUAGAGAAGGAUACAAUUUAUUAUAAUUAUUCUCGAGCAAUUUCGAAUAAUUUCCAUGUUCUUCGAACUUGUACAAUUUCGUACGAUUAUAAUUUAUUGUUGUGCAAUUUUUAUCGGUCAGAAACAUAAUCCGGAGCGAUUUGUUCGAACAACGAUAUUGUACAUAUUAAUUUAUAAGCCUGUAAGAAGAGGGGAAUUUUACGCUGAAGCGGAACCGCGAACGAUCGAACGCGUAACAGUGAUUUCCUCGUGAAAAUGUGUAAUAACAGUUGCAUCACGAACUUCGAGCUGAAUUGCAUGAAGUAGUUGUACAUAUAAAUAUUAUACAGUGUGUAUAGGUAUGCAAGAAGCGACGAUGUUUCUCCUUUGUUUGCAUUUUCGAAGGAGUGU
This is a messenger RNA of Colletes gigas, 5623 nucleotides long. It is a transcript of the gene PCB, whose product is annotated as pyruvate carboxylase, mitochondrial. The transcript has 14 exons. Gene Ontology annotation, cellular component: cytoplasm. The record is from RefSeq and is a predicted model, not a curated record. The coding region runs from base 521 to 4111 and encodes 1196 amino acids. Gene Ontology annotation, molecular function: pyruvate carboxylase activity; ATP binding; metal ion binding. Gene Ontology annotation, biological process: gluconeogenesis; pyruvate metabolic process. NCBI's taxonomy places the organism in Eukaryota, Metazoa, Arthropoda, Insecta, Hymenoptera, Colletidae.